AUGAUAGAAAAUUCUGUGAGAAGCGGUAAGAUAGAAUCGGGGGAGGGUACCAGGAAGUCGGCCCCGAGGAAAAGAGAUAAUGAAGUGAACAACACGAGCACAUUCAACAAAGGUCAGUCCAAGUCACUUACCGUAAAUCAGCCAAAGAUGGUAGCCGCCAAUCAACGUAGCUCCGUAAGACAAGAAUCCAACGCGAGGGAGAACACAAAAAGGCCACAAUUCACCCCUAUACCCAUGACGUAUAGGGAGCUCUACCAGAACCUGUUCAAUGCUCACGUAGUGUAUCCUUUCUACCUGAAGCCACUGCAGCCCCCGUAUCCCAAAUGGUAUGACACAAACGCCCAAUGUGAAUACCACGCGGAAAUCACCGGGUACUCAAUUGAAAACUGCACUGCGUUUAAAAAAGUAGUCGAAAGACUCAUUAAGUUGGGGAUCGUGAGAUUUGACGACCCAGCCACACCCAAUGUAGCAGGAAACCCACUCCCCAAUCAUACCGACCAAGGAGUGAAUGGGAUAAGUGAAGGUAGGAACAAGAAGAUCAAGUAUGAGGUGGCAGAAGUCAAGACCCCAUUGAGACAGGUAUGGAAGGAGAUGGUCAAGAGAGGUUUGAUCGUGUUGGAUUCAAGAAAAGCAUCUGAAGGAGAGAGGAACUGCUGCGAGUUCCACAAUGAGGUGGGGCAUGAAAUCCAAGAGUGUGUAGGGUUCAGGGCCCUCGUGCAGAACAUGAUAGAUAAUAAAGAAAUGGAGUUUUAUCAAGAAGCUAAAAACCCCGUAGAGGGAGAUAUAUGUGCGUCGGAAGGAGAAUCGACGGUACAGAAUCAAACAGCUAACUAUCCCGUAGUUAUCAUAAAAAGACCCAAAAAAAAAGAAGCUGGAGUACAAAUGCCACCAAGGGUCAUAAUCCAAAGACCUGCUGUCUUCCUCUACAAAGACAGCAAAAAAGUCCCAUGGAAUUAUGAUUGCAACGUGACGAUUCCGGGGAAGGAAAGCCUGGUGGACGCUUCAAAAGAGGGUCAAGAUAGGGGCCCCUACACACGUAGCGGGAGAUGUUACGAUAUAGCAAAUGAGGAGGUACAACCCGUAAAAGGAAAAGCCCCAGUGGUCGAGGAAAUGAAAGAAAAAGCAACCAAACCUAUUAACGAGCCAGUUAACGAAGAGGAGGCCAAGGAAUUUUUAAAAUUCCUAAAGCAUAGCGAAUACAGUAUGGUGGAAAAACUACUUAAACAACCGGCUCGUAUCCCGGUGUUAGCCUUACUUCUAAGCUUGGAAGUCUAUCGCAGCGCGCUAAUGAAGGUCUUGAAUGAAACAUAUAUUGCCAAUGAUAUCUCUGUUAACAAGUUGGACCGUUUGGUUAGCAACAUCAGUGCCGACAACUAUAUUUUCUUCAAUGACGAUGAGAUACCACCCGGGGGCAUGGGGUCGACUAAAGCUUUGCAUAUCACCACGCGCUGUAAAGGGUAUAUGCUGCCAGGCAUACUGAUUGAAAAUGGAUCGGCUUUGAACGUCCUACCAUUGACCAUGCUAAACAGCUGGGGCAGUGCCUUCCUCGUUGCAUUAAAAAUUGAAGCUGGUAUCGGAGGGGAGACAGAUGAUGAGGCAAUCGAAUGUUCAUUUCGAUCUUUGGAAUUUGUUAAUGCAACCUUCAUCGCCGAGGGAAGCAAGAUUUUGGUGCCAAAAUUGUCCAAAACCAUGAGGAUGAGCCUACAGUUGACGAUUGGAAAAGGGGCCCUACCCGGAAGAGGACUUAGGAGGCAUCUACAAGGAGGGAUGGAAAUGCCAACGCUGAAGGACAAGAGAGACCACUUCGGCUUCGGAUUUAAGCCGGAUGCGAAACAAAGGAAAAGAAAACUGGAAAAGAAGCAAGAGAGAAGGAGGGCACGGUUAACGGGGGAGGAAAUCAAGUAG
Molecule: messenger RNA, 1905 nt
Organism: Gossypium arboreum
Lineage: Eukaryota; Viridiplantae; Streptophyta; Magnoliopsida; Malvales; Malvaceae
Exons: 3
Coding region: 1-1905 (634 amino acids)
Source: RefSeq, a predicted model, not a curated record